This is a messenger RNA of Staurois parvus, 449 nucleotides long. Lineage: Eukaryota; Metazoa; Chordata; Amphibia; Anura; Ranidae. The record is from the annotation of a GenBank genome assembly.
AAGCAAUCAUUUCUCCUGUCUGGCUGCAUUCAUGCAGCCCUUGAGAAAUACUGUGUGAGCUGUGAUUGGUCACAGCUUGUCACAUGGUACAAGGCUGUUGUGAAUAGCCUUGUACCAUGUGACCUCUGUGAUCAUUCACAGAUUUCACACAUAGUAAGCAAUGAUGUCACAAGUGACAUCUUGCUUACUACUUUGCAUGUGAUCACUGAUUGGCCAAUCAGUGAUCACAUGAUCGGGACCUCGUACAGAGGUCCCGUCCGACGAUCGGUGUUUCACUGUGUCCGGAGGACACAGCGGGCACCGGAUUGCGGUGGUGCGCGCUCCCAGGGAGCGCGCACAGCUAGAAAAGGCGGGUGCCGUUUAUGAACGGCAACCCGCCCCUGGACUGCCACCGCCCUGCCGUUUAUAAACAGCAGGCGGACGGCAAGAGGUUAAUGACCAGGCCUUUU